AUGGACAUUGUUAGCAAAGCAGUACAGAGUUUAAAUCCUGGUCAGGUGCCCAUUAUCACUGCAGAUCAACCUCUAUACACAAUUGCAAAGCAAAUCCAGUGGAACUGGCCAGGAACCCAUGGUGAGGAUAAGUUUGUGGUGAUGUUGGGGGGACUGCACAUUGAAAUGGCAGCUCUGAUGGCCAUAGGAAAUCUCUUAGACGGCAGUGGAUGGGGAAGUGCUCUAGUACAAGCCGGUGUUGCUACGCCUGGGACGGCUGAUUCAUUUUGUCGCGUUACCCAUGUGACACGUACUAGAAGAGCCCAUCAGAUCACGGCUGGCAGUCUGUUUGUACUUCUUGAAAAGGCUUAUUCUCAGUAUCUUGUCAGUCUGAGCGACUACCAGAAUCCGCUGUCAUUAGAAGAGUGGUGUUCGCACAGUGCAGAGCUUUAUCCACAGUUCAAGUUCUGGUUGCUUAUCCUGCAGAUGCAAUUGGCCGUAUUGAUCUACAUUAGAGCUAUUAGAGAAGCUGACUUCGAGCUGUACGUUGACGCACUCACGCAAAUUGUUCCGUGGUUCUUUGCUCUAGACCAAAUUCACUACGCUAGAUGGAUCCCUGUUCAUUUACGGGACAUGGUUACACUGAAAGACGUUCAUCCAACUGUUUUUGCUGAGUUCAUGAAAGGAAAUUUUGUUGUAAAGAAGACAGAACGCAGAUUCUCGGCCAUAGCAAUUGAUCAAGCGCAUGAACAGAACAAUGCUUCUGUGAAAGAUGACGGAGGAGCUGUUGGCUUAACGGAAAAUCCGGCUGCAUUGCGGCGGUGGAUGGUAUCUGGACCAGAGAUGGCCAGAGUUAUUGAAGAGUUUGAAGCAUCAACAGAGAAGAGAAAAUGUUUAGAUUUCCGUCAUCAUGAGGAGGCCAAACACGUGCAGAAAAAAUUUACACAAAAUGUUAAAGAUCUCGCCAAAGCCAUCGAAGAAAUGGGAAAUCCAUUCACCGAGAACAGCAACGAUCUUCUUGUUCUGGACAGUAGAGACCUUGCAGAUCCAGCCAUUAUUGAUUCUGUUCGUAAAAUUUAGAAAUUGGGACAAGAGCAGUAUGACAUCUAUGUAGGAGAGAGGCUAGUCAAUCAAACAAAGUCCGUCUGGAAGCCUAUCAAGAAGAACAAUUUGGCACUAUUUAGCCGACCUCCAAUCCGACAAAAGACAAAGUCGCAGCUACAGCUUGCUUCCCUGAAAAAUGACUGCUCCCUCUUUUCACGUCUUUACGUUGCAUCACAGGUCCGCAAUGGGAAUCUUGAUGAAUUUUUCAAGCAUGAGAAUCAGGCAUACCCUCCAGCAUUAUCACAAAAUGGCAAGCUGAGAACCGGUACUAAGUCUGACCUUGUUAGUUGUCUGGAAGAACUGGUUAAUUCCCGCGAGAAUGCCACUCAUCCCAUUGUGGAAGUUAUCAUCCUCGAUGGCUCUGUCCUUGUAAACAUGCUUCGACCAGGUUCAGCAAAAACUUUCUCGGAUUAUGCUUCGCAAGUUUUUCUUCCAUACGUAGCGUCCCAGCUGCAGCAAGCAAGUAGAGUUGACAUCGUUUGGGAUGAGUACCGCCCUGACAGUUUGAAAGCUGAAACGAGGGUUAAGAGAGGAAAGGGAGUUCGAAGACGCGUAAAGGCUUCAACACCAAUUCCAGCACACUGGCAAGAGUUUUUGCGCACUGAUGAAAACAAAGUAGAACUGUUUAGUUUUCUAGCAAAAAGAGUGCCAUGCAUCGAAACCGAAAAGCAAGUUCUCAGCACUAUUCAGUCUGAUGUAGUUUGCACUCAGUCAAAAAAUGUUUCGAGGCUUACCCCAUGUACACACGAAGAGGCAGAUACCAGGAUCAUCUUGCACUUGGAGGACGCUGUCACUGAAGGAUUUAACAAAAUAUCCAUUCGUACCGUUGACACCGAUGUAGUGGUUUUGGCAGUGGCAGCAGCACAGCGCCACAGAAACACUGAAAUCUGGAUCGCUUUUGGUACAGGAAAGAGUUUCCGCUUUCUGGCCGCUCAUGAGAUGGCUAGAAUACUGGGACCAGACCGAUGUAUUGCCUUGCCGAUGUUCCACGCCUUUACUGGGUGUGACACUGUUUCAUUUUUUGGAGGAAGAGGUAAACGAACUGCCUGGGACACGUGGAGAUCCUACAACGAUAUCACAUUGAUAUUCGUCUCUUUGGCAAACACCCCAGAGUCUGUGGAGAGCUCAGUUACAUCACUGGAGCGAUUUGUGAUUUUGCUGUAUGAUCGCACCAGCAGCCUAGAAGACAUCAAUCAGGCCAGGAAACACCUCUUUGCGCAAAAAGGGAGGUCGAUCGAAAACAUUCCACCGACGAAAGCAGCCCUGGUACAGCACAUCAAGCGGGCAGUCUAUCAAGCUGGUUAUUGCUGGGCACAAGCGACGACUUCAAGCCCUGAUCUCCCAUGCCCUAGUGAAUGGGGCUGGAAAAGAAAGGAGCCAUGCAGCUGA
Molecule: messenger RNA, 2472 nt
Organism: Porites lobata
Lineage: Eukaryota; Metazoa; Cnidaria; Anthozoa; Scleractinia; Poritidae
Source: the annotation of a GenBank genome assembly